Molecule: messenger RNA, 1191 nt
Organism: Cornus florida
Lineage: Eukaryota; Viridiplantae; Streptophyta; Magnoliopsida; Cornales; Cornaceae
Product: protein EXORDIUM-like 2
Exons: 1
Coding region: 51-953 (300 amino acids)
Source: RefSeq, a predicted model, not a curated record
UCUUAUUCUCUCCCUACAAUAUCUUUGAAUAUCUUAUCUUCCACCCUGAUAUGGCUCCUAUUUACCGUCUUGCCACACUCUCUUCUCUUCUACUACUGCUCAUUUCUGUCAGCACCUUCAUCGAACCCUCUGAUGCCGCUCUCGUGCAACAACAACCUUUGAUUCUCAAAUAUCACAACGGCGUUCUUCUCAAGGGCAAAAUCACCGUCAAUCUCAUCUGGUACGGGAAAUUCACCCCCAUCCAACGAUCCAUAAUAGUCGACUUCCUCCAGUCGCUCAGCUCCAGCGGGGCCCCACUCCCCUCCGCCGCAUCAUGGUGGCGCACCACCGAGAAGUACAAGCGCGGUUCGUCCACCCUCGUCGUAGCGAAUCAAAUCCUCGUCGAAAAUUACUCUCUCGGGAAGUCCCUGAAAAACUGGCACAUCAUAGCGUUGGCUUCGAAAGGUGGUCACGUGAGUUCCGUCAACGUCGUUUUAACGGCCAAGGACGUCGCCGUUGAAGGAUUUUGCAUGAGGUGUGGGUCCCAUGGGUCGACCCGGGGGAGGACCAGAUUUGCCUACGCCUGGGUUGGUAACUCGGAGACCCAGUGUCCGGGUCAGUGCGCGUGGCCCUUCCACCAACCCAUUUACGGCCCACAAACCCCGCCGUUAGUUGCGCCUAAUGGAGACGUUGGAAUUGACGGCAUGAUCAUCAACCUCGCCACCGUUUUGGCCGGCGCCGUUACCAAUCCGUUUAAUAACGGUUACUUUCAAGGUCCUCCAACGGCGCCGUUAGAGGCCGUCUCGGCUUGUACGGGUGCCUUCGGUUCCGGGGCGUACCCGGGUUAUCCGGGUCAAGUACUGGUGGAUAAAAUAACCGGUGCGAGCUACAAUGCGCACGGAGUGAACGGGCGCAAGUACCUUCUACCGGCAAUGUGGGACCCACAAACUUCAGCAUGCUCGACUCUUGUUUGAUAUGGGAAGAGAGAGAGAGAGAGAGAGAGAAGGGAAAAAAAACAUGGAUAUGGUGUGUGAAUGUGUAGGAAUGUAGAUAUACGGUGUCGUUUUGCAGGGCUUUUGUCGUCUUGUGUGAUGUGUAAAUUCUUGUUUUAAAAAAGAAAAAGAAAAGAAAAAGAAGUGUAGUGUAAUAGAGGGAAUGGAAUAUUAAUAAAAUGAUAAAUUAUAUUAAAAGAAGUUGGUGGAUUUGAUUUGA